CCCAACAUCCAACUCCCAACCUCCAACUCCCAACCUCCAACUCUCAACCUCCAACUCCCAACUCUCAAAAGUAGAGACCUCCAACUCCAAACUCUCAAAAGAAGAGACCUCCAACUCUCCAACUCUUCUCCAAGUCUCCAAGUCUCCAAGUCUCCAAGUCUCCAAGUCUCCAAGUCUCCAAGUCUCCAAGUCUCCAAGUCCCCAAGUCUCCCAAGUCCCCAAGUCCCCAAGUCCCCAAGUCCCCAAGUCCCCAAGUCCCCAAGUCCCCAAGUCCCCAAGUCCCCAAGUCCCCAAGUCCCCAAGUCCCCAAGUCCCCAAGUCCCCAAGUCCCCAAGUCCCCAAGUCCCCAAGUCCCCAAGUCUCCAAGUCUCCAAGUCUCCAACCCUCGACUCGCAACCCUCGACUCGCAACCCUCGACUCGCAACCCUCGACUCGCAACCCUCGACUCGCAACCCUCGACUCGCAACCCUCGACUCGCAACCCUCGACUCGCAACCCUCGACUCGCAACCCUCGAUCGCAACCCUCGACUCGCAACCCUCGAUCGCAACCCUCGACUCGCAACCCGAUCGCACCCUCGAUUCGCAACCCUCGACUCGCAACCCUCGACUCGCAACCCUCGACUCGCAACCCUCGACUCGCAACCCUCGACUCUCCAAGUCUCCAAGUCUCCAAGUCUCCAACUCUCCAAGUCUCCAUCCUCUCCAGCCUCUCCAGCCUCUCCAGCCUCUCCAGCCUCUCCAGCCUCUCCAGCCUCUCCAGCCUCUCCAGCCUCUCCCGCCUCUCCCGCCUCUCCCGCCUCUCCCGCCUCUCCCGCCUCUCCCGCCUCUCCCGCCUCUCCCGCCUCUCCCGCCUCUCCCGCCUCUCCCGCCUCUCCCGCCUCUCCCGCCUCUCCCCAUGGUCAGCGUCUCCAACAGCCUCUCCUAGUCAAACUCCUACUGCCCGGCUUCACGUGCCGAUCCCUGUUGCAAACUGUGGGCAGAGGUGUGCAGGCGGGUUUCUGGCGCCUUAAAACCAGAUUGCUCCGGGCAGAUGGGGCUC
This is a messenger RNA of Asterias rubens (European starfish), 1039 nucleotides long. Its product is annotated as proteoglycan 4-like. The record is from RefSeq and is a predicted model, not a curated record. The annotation marks the transcript as partial. NCBI's taxonomy places the organism in Eukaryota, Metazoa, Echinodermata, Asteroidea, Forcipulatida, Asteriidae. The transcript is spliced from 4 exons.